GCAAGGGCGGAGGCGGUGCCGGUGACGCGGGCUGAGGCGGCGGCAGCGACGGGCGGGCGGUGGCGGCGCGUGCGGUGCGCGCUUCUCCGUGUCCUGGGAGCAGAGUCCCGGCUCCCGCCGCCGCCAUGUCGGGCCGGUCCGUCCGGGCCGAGACCCGCAGCCGGGCCAAAGACGACAUCAAAAAGGUGAUGGCGGCCAUCGAGAAAGUGCGGAAAUGGGAGAAGAAGUGGGUAACUGUGGGUGAUACAUCCCUUAGGAUAUUUAAAUGGGUGCCAGUAGCUGACAGCAAAGAGAAGGAGAAAUCAAAAUCAAAUAAUUCAGCAGCCCGAGAGCCUAAUGGUUUUCCCUCUGAUGCCUCUGCCAACUCUUCUCUCCUUCUUGAAUUCCAAGAUGAGAACAGCAACCAUUCUAUGUCUGACGUCUAUCAGCUCAAGGUGGACAGUAGCACCAACUCGAGCCCUUCCCCCAGGCAGAGUGAGUCACUGAGCCCAGCACACACCUCAGAUUUCCGAACGGAUGAUUCCCAGCCACCCACGUUAGGCCCAGAGAUAUCUUGAGGGGUCACCUUGUUCCUUUUUUCAGAACCCUCCCUGCCUGCUUCUGAAGUGGCUGAUGAACCUCCCACCCUCACCAAGGAAGAACCAGUCCCACUGGAGACACAGGCCGCGGAGGACGAGGAGGACUCAGGUGCCCCCCCACUAAAGCGCUUCUGUGUGGAGCAGUCUGCUGUGCUGCAGACAGCGUCAGAAAGCUAGCGACACCCCUGAGUCCCUGCCCGCUUGGCCCCUAGCCUCUAUUGAUGGAAUUCUGGUCCUGGCUGUGCUGUGUUGCUGGGGUGAAGGCAAGCACUGGGCUCCAGAGACUGCAUGUCUCAGCCCCCGCCCGGCUGCAAGGCUGCAGUGGGGAAAGUGGCCGGAGGACUGGGGGUCAUGGUGUCAUCUUCCCAUCCCUGGUACCUGUUUGCUUGCUCCUAGGAAGAGGGCUGCUUUUCCCCCUGUGCUUUCCUUAGGGGACUCAGGUUGCAAGUGGGUGGCCCCAGCGUUCCCCAAGCUCUCCAGGGCACACAGGCUUCCAGGUGGAGCUCAGACACUCCCCCCCCCCCCCGGGGGUGAGGCCCUAGCCCUGCCCUUUUCUGUGGCCAAGCCUGGAGCAUCAGUCGUCACUUCCAGUUGUGUGGCCUCUGCUCCUUGGGCUGAGCUGCUGGGCCAGUGAGUGGAGUAGUACAGAGAGGAAUGAGUGCCCUGUAGAGAGACAGCACUUCAGGAUCCUAGUGACCCUUGUGGGAAGCUGUGGACAAAGCCUUUAGGCCCACGGGCUCUCCCAGCAAGGGCAAGAGAGAGCCCUUCAGUCUCAGGUAGACAGGAGUGGGGCUGGAGAGGAGAGGGCAGGAUUGGGUGCCGUGGCCUAAUCUAGCCUUCUGGGAAAAAGGAGGGGCUUCUUCACUACCACCCGACUGAGCUUGGAGGCAGAUCACAUGGAUUUCCAUUUGCCUGAGCCCUCAUGCCUCUUCCUCAAUUGUCCAUCUCCCGUUGGGCUUUCCCCGGCUGCUACUCUUCCUUUCCCUCUCUUCCUCUGCUUCCCCUGCCCUCACAUGCCCCCUUUCCCUGCCCUUUUGGUGUUGCCCCUGUCCCCAGUCCUGGGUCAGCACUGCUGCUACAGCUUAUGUCCCAGCAAGAGUGUGAGGUUCUGGGAACACCAAGCCCAAUUCCUCUUCAGCUCAGACUUUCUGGAAAGUUUCCUUUUCUUUGAAAUCUGCAUGUUGAAUCGAACUUUGUGAUAUUAUUUUUUUGUUUAAAAAAAAAGUUUAAGAAAAUUAAAAUGGGCGACUAUGAGUGAAGACA
Molecule: messenger RNA, 1841 nt
Organism: Dromiciops gliroides (monito del monte)
Lineage: Eukaryota; Metazoa; Chordata; Mammalia; Microbiotheria; Microbiotheriidae
Gene: BCL7B
Product: BAF chromatin remodeling complex subunit BCL7B
Source: RefSeq, a predicted model, not a curated record